UCCCCCGCCACAGACGGGGCGUUAUCGCGCGGCGCAGACGGGCGCGCGGGCGACUGCGACUCGCCGGCGGCAGGAAGCAGGGGGCCGAGAGAAGAGCAUGUGACGGCCGUGCCGCGGACAUGCCGGUGCUGGGGACGACGCGGCGGCGCCUGCUGCUCGCGGUGGCGCUGGCGGUGGCGCUGGUGGCGCUGGUGGCGCCGCCGGCGACCUGCCAGCUCGACGCCGCCCGCAGGAAGUCCCGCGAGAACAACACCAAGUGCCCGCAGGUCAAGGCCAUCAGGAACUUCCACCUCGAAGGGCUGCUGGGCCAGUGGUACGUGGUGCAGUACUACGCCAGCUCGGAGGAGGCGCUGUCGUACCGCUGCAUGCGCGCGGUUCUGUGGGUGUCGCCGCUCCGACCCGAGGUGUCCAUGAACUUCACGUACGUGUUCGCCGACGACCCGGACGCCGACCUGCUGGCGGGCAACAUCACGUGGCGCGUGCCGGACCCCGCGCGGCCCGCCCACUGGCUGCACGAGGAGGACUCCUACGAAGGGGUGUACAACACGUACGUGCUGGACUCUGACUACCGCUCGUGGGCGCUGCUGCUGCACUGCGCCGAGAAGUCGGGCAGCCCGCGCUACCUGUCCAGCUUCGUGAUGAGCCGGCGGCCGGAAGCGGAGCCCAACGUGGUCAGCUACCUGCGCGACAAGCUGCCGCGCUACGACGUCGACCUGGAGUACGUGUUCGCCAUGCGGCAGGACGGCUGUCCGCCGGGGCCCGGGGGCGGCGGCGGCGGCGGGGGCGGUCCCGGGGGCGGCCCUGGGGGCGGCGUGGACCCGCGCCUGCUGGCCAGGAACCUGGGCAACCCGGCGGCGGCCCGGCGGCGCCACCCCAUGCAGAACGUGCACUGACCACGCCUUCCUCUGAUCCUCAUCAUCACGCACCAUGUCGUCGUCAUCAUCUUCAUCCACUACUGUUUUAACUCAACUUUAGAACUAACCAAUUACAUUUUUAUAAUAAAUAUCCCACGUUCGUUGAUUUUUUUAUUUUUUUUGUAAACGGGAAACUGCUACUGGAUUUUAACUUUCAUUAUUGUGGAACGGUUUACAAACACAGUCGGCUAGUUGAAUGCCCCUUUCGAAAUUUCCGACAUUAUAAAAUUACCGAAAUGGUUGGAGAAAAAAAAACUGGUAUUUGAACAUGCUGGAAAUGGUUUAUAUAUAUAUAUAUAUAUAUAUAUAUAUAUAUAUAUAUAUAUAUAUAUAUAUGGUACCACAUCAAAAAGUCCUAAGUCAUUUCUUGAAAUAUUUUUUUUUUUAUUUGUUUCAUUCGGCUUUGUUUGGUGCAGUUAGGAAGUGUACACCUUCUUUGACACUUACCUAUGUAGUACUUAAAAUAUGACAUGUAAAAAAACACAAAAAUAAAAACAAUCAAUCACAA
This is a messenger RNA of Bacillus rossius redtenbacheri, 1422 nucleotides long. RefSeq lists its product as uncharacterized. Lineage: Eukaryota; Metazoa; Arthropoda; Insecta; Phasmatodea; Bacillidae. Gene Ontology annotation, cellular component: cytoplasm. Bases 120 to 893 code for a protein of 257 amino acids. The transcript has 3 exons. The record is from RefSeq and is a predicted model, not a curated record. Gene Ontology annotation, biological process: lipid metabolic process; response to reactive oxygen species.